UAAAUAAAAAUUCAAAACAUAGAAUGAUCGUAUAGGUAUAAUAAUAUCUUAUCGAUAAUGUACAAUUCAUAAUAUUAUAUUAGCUUAUUGCUUGUAAUACUAUUGUACAUAUUUUGUCAUUUGUUAUUCUACUUUCAAUGUCUGCACACGUUUUAUUUGAUUACCUAUCUACUUUUAUUGGAUAAAUUAUGGCAAACAAAAAACAUGGGAAACAAAGUAAAUGCAAAAAGAGAAGUGCAAAGUCGAAAUGCAUACAAAAUUUACUUUUGAGUAGGUAUAAAAAAACUGAAAAAAUAAAUAAUGAAGAUAAUACCAAUAAUCUUGAAGAGGAUAUGGAUAUCCAAAAAUCAAAUGAAACUGUCAAUAACGAUGAUAAUGACUACUUACAACUAUCAGACCAUUCGGGAUUAGAUGAAUCUACAUUACCAAAUUUGAAUGUUGAGUACGUAAAAUCUAAUGAACCUACAUUAUCAGGGCGCCGAGUAGUAGACAUAGAACAUUUUAUGAAACAAAUGAUGGAACUGGGUAAACAUGGUAGUAAAUGUACUAUGGGACGAUUUGUACUAAUCAAAGAAGUACAAAAUGGUGUAGGAUUUAAACUUUAUUUCAAAUGCCAUGUUUGUGACCGUCAUCAAAUUGUCACAUCAGACAGAGAAUCAUCUGUAGAUAAUGUCAAUAAUGCGUUAGUUUGGGGAGCAUUAUCAAUCGGUAUUGGACAUCGUCAGAUUGAAGAUUUACUCGCAGUUAUGGACUGUCCAUCACCAUCGUUUAAAAAAUUUAAACGACAUGAAGUUAUUAUAGGAAAGGUGUGGGAACAACAAAUUUCAGAAAUGUUGAAAAAAAAUGGAGAGCAGGAAAAAAAAAUUGCCAUACAAAAAGGAAAUUUAUAUAAAGGAACUCCUUACAUCACAGUGAUAGGUGAUGGUGGUUGGGCUAAAAGAAGUUACGGACAUGGUUUCAAUUCUCAAUCAGGCGUGGGAAUAAUUAUUGGUGCAGAAACAAAAAAGCCCGUCUAUGUAGGUGUAAGAAACAAAUAUUGUAGUACAUGUUCUUCUGCAUCCAAAAAUAAUAAAAAAAUAGAUCAUUUGUGUUUCCGAAAUUAUGAUGGUUCUUCAACAGGUAUGGAACAAGAUAUUAUUGUAGAAGGCUUUCGCCAAAGCCUAGAACAACAUGGUUUAAUAUAUAAAUAUUAUAUUGGCGAUGGUGAUUCAAGUGUGUAUGCCAGAAUAGUUGAAAAAGUAUCGUAUGGUCGAGAUGUUAUCAAAUUAGAAUGUGCUAAUCAUAUAACUCGUAAUCUCCACGAUGGCCUACGAAAAUUGGUGGCAAAUAAACAUUUCCCAUUACAUGUGCGCAAAGUUUUAACUUAUGGUUCUCCAUCUCCCUUAGAAAGAUUGGUUAAAGGGGUACGGACUGCAAUUAAAGAGUGUGGAAAAUCACAUAAUGUAAACAUACUGCGAGAAGAUUUAAAAAAUGCACCAUAUCAUGUUCUCGGUUCUCAUAAAAAUUGUCGUCCUACAUAUUGUACACGGUCAAAUAUGAAUGAAAAGGACAAUGUGCCAUUAAUGGAAAGUGGCAAAAUAAUGUCAGAAAUUUUAGCAAUUGUUGAUAAAGUAACGAGAAAAGCCGAUCGUCUAGUUUUCAACACUACAACUAAUAUAGCUGAAAACUUUAUGAGCUUAGUUGCAAAAUUUACUGGCGGUAAAAGAGUAAAUUAUACCAAAACAGGCUCAUAUCAAAGAAGAGUAUUAGGUGCAACCCAAGUUCACUCUAGGGGCCAGUCUUGGCAUUUAAGUCCAUGGAAAAAAUUAUCAGGAAAAAGUCCCGGCAAGUUUUUUAAAAAAAAUUUAACGAGGCGUAUUGCAAUGACAACUUUAAACUCAAAGUAUAAAAAACAAAAAAAAAUUAGAUUUAAAGUAAGUGGAGGUGACAAAAGUACAGUGAAUCAUGAUUUUGAUUACGGUCCAGACGCUGCUGGGCUGGAUAUGACUGAAGAGGAUUUUAAAUUUAACGUCAAUAAAAAGUUAGAAGAGUUAAAAAAAGAUUCUUUUUCAACCGAAACAAUCGAACAAUUACAAAAAAACACUAUUGGUCAACAUGAUAAUGUAGUCUGGCACGAAGCAAAGAAAAAUAGACUCACCGCUUCUAAUUUCGGGACAGUUAUUUGUAGAAAAUCAACUACAUCUUGUCAUAAUUUAGUGAAAACAUUAUUAUACAGUAAAAAUAUUAUUUCGAAACAUAUUGAAUUUGGACGACAAAAUGAAAAAGUGGUUAUCCGACAAUUCGAAAAUCAGUAUAACAAAACUGUAAGACCGUGUGGGUUGUUUGUUGAUGAACAAUAUCCAUUUUUGGGCGCAAGUCCCGAUGGUUUAGUUGAUGACGAUAAAAUAAUAGAGGUCAAGUGUACGCCGUCUAUAGGACAAAAAACCUUAGAAGAUGCAGCUCUUGAUAAAAAGUUGCAGUUUUGUUUAGAGCUUACAGAAACAGGUCAACUUAAACUCAAAGAAAACCAUAAAUAUUAUUGGCAAAUUCAAGGCCAACUAAACAUUACAAAAAAAAUAGAAUGUAUUUUUAUUUUAUUCAGUAUGGGAAAUAAUCUUUAUGUGCAGAAUAUCAACAGGGACGAAUAUCUUUGGACAAAUAAGAUGCUUCCAAAAUUAAUCAAUUUCUACAUGGACUGUAUGUUGCCUGAAAUUGUAGAUCCUCGAGUUCCAAGAGGUUUACGAAUACGAGAUCCGGCGAAAAUAACGGAAGCACAAUUUCAAAUAAAAAAGAAAUUUAAAAAUUUAAAGUAAGAAUUGAAAAAUGUCAUAUUAUGUAAUUUUAAAUGUGUUAUUUAUAAUUUUUAAUAUUUUGUAUUUUUUUUUAAUUGCAUUGAUAACUAUACUGUUAUAAUAAUAUUAUACGCAUUUUAUUAAUAAUACCUUAUAUUUAUUUAUAUAGUUAAUUCUACCGAUGAUUACAUUUAUUUAUUUAGUCAUGGCUAUAUUCAUAUCAAAAAACUAAAAUUAAUAAUCACUUUCCUAAAAGGGUUAGUACAAUACACCGUAAUUUUUUAACACGGGAGAUGAGACCAAUUGUCGAUUGCAGGCACUCAUAGCGCAGAAUAAAGAGUGUUUUUCUGUCGCCGUAGGCCUAUAGGCUAUAUAUUACGUCGCAUCUGCGUCGACAACCAACAACCGACUAGCAGCCAGCGCGCCGUUGCGCUUUGCCGCCGCCGCUAAGCAGCGCUAACAGUGGAAUACGAUAAAUUGCGUGCAUGCGUUGGGUAUUAGGGGAGGAGCCAACAAAAUUGAAUAAACCAAAUCUUAGUUCCUUUCCAAAUUACUCAAUAGUUAAAAUAUUUUUGAUCUGAAAAAAUAAACUGAUUCAUAAUAGUAAUACCUAUAUACCAACGUUGAUUUUUUUUUCGUAUUUUGAUUAUUAAAAAAAAUAUUUAAGAAAAACCAUUUUACCACUAAGAGGUAAGUUUGAACCCAAAUAACCUUUAAAAAUAAUCAUCAACAAAGAAACAGCCAACGACAGUAUUCUAGGCAAUAUGUCAAUAUGAUAUAUUCAAAGUUACAGACUCCUAACUACAAAACUCAGACUAGUAGGAAGGAACUCAAAAUGCGAAAUUUCAAUUUUUGAACUGUAUUUAUAGCCAAAAAAAUGAACAAAUAUUUUUUUUAAUAUUUUUUAGUUUCAUCUUAAGUCAUGUUUUAACUUUAGGUAUACGCAUUUCAAUGAUUUAAUAAAAAAAAAAAGAUCGGAUAUUGCCCCUUAAUGAAUUGGAAAGACCAAUAACAGGUUUGCUAAUCUUUAUUAUCUUAAUAAGAUUUUUUGUUGACAACAUACAUACAUGUUAACCUAAAUCAUAGGGGCGCCCACAGUAUUGUGAUUUGUGUUAGUGUUAGAUCAUUUUAAACUAAUUUAUAUAAUACUAAUUUAUGUCUUCUAUAAUAUUAUAACUAUACUUUAUACAUUUUACUAAUAUAAUAAUAUGUUCUUAUUGUGAUAAAAAUUUAAUUAAUAAUUUAUCAUAAAUCAAAAAGAUGCCUGUCUUUUAAAACAUCAAUAAUUUAAUUAUGUCUGUUUUGUGGAAAUUCAAUAUAUUUUUGUUUAUUAUUACAUGAAUUAAAAUUUCCAUAUUAAUAAUUAUUGCUUAUUAUUAAUCACAAUUAAACAUGCAAUGAAUUAUUAACAUUUUUGUUAUUAUAAGGUAUUUUAUAUUUAAUUGUAUUAUAUAAGAUUAUUAACCUAAAACUGUUAA
Messenger RNA from Rhopalosiphum padi (bird cherry-oat aphid), 4249 nucleotides. RefSeq lists its product as uncharacterized. The transcript has 4 exons. The record is from RefSeq and is a predicted model, not a curated record. Lineage: Eukaryota; Metazoa; Arthropoda; Insecta; Hemiptera; Aphididae. Bases 189 to 2792 code for a protein of 867 amino acids.